CACGCCCUCCUAUUGCCAAACGAGAAAAUCUACGAUUUAAAUGUGGAGGCAUUGUUUCUCACUAACUCUAAACCACCCUAAUCCUAAUCCAUGUUUCGGACCAUUUCAUAUUGCAGUGGGGCGUGUCCUGGCGGGAAACUAUGUGGGAAUUCUGAUGCAGUAACGCAUCGAGCAACAGUAAUUUUGGUCUUUGUCCAACGCGAAAAUACACCCGAAGAGGAACACGAAAGGAAGCAAAAGCGUUCCGGUUGGAAAAAAUAGAUUUAAAAAAACAGCCAAUGCGCCCUUUCCACAUAGCCCAUAUCUGACAUCGACGACUACUCGACUGUUCCCGGUUUCUGUGUGCCGUGUCCCAGAUAGCCUCACACCACGACGGUGCAUGUAUUAGCAUGGCACGGAUGCGCUUCUAGCUAACACCCGUAUGUGUUGGUAUGAUAACGAUGGACAACAUCGAAGAGUCGUCUUCACCCCUCCGUAUCACUGCCACGGUCCGGGCACUGAGCUCCGCACUGCGGGAUAUGCGCGCUAAUGCCCACGACAUUGACCGCAGGAGGGACGGUGAUGUGAUUUUCCCCGAGACGGAGAAGGAGAAACUGUGGUUCAAGGAGAGCAGCGCCAAGAACCUCCGAACCAGAGACUUCUUGUCGCCGAGUACCAUGCUCAACACGCUCUAUGCGGACGGACAGGUCUUUCCGGCAGUGAUGACCAGGAUUCUGUCUGUCAGCGGGCGUGGCGUUCUCCCCGUGGCGGGCGGGGAGGUGAUGAAUGAAGGUCUGAGGGUGAGGGUGGAUCGGGCUGCAGCCUUCAAGGCUGUGCUGGAGGGCGGAGCCACAGAGUACCUGACUCCUGCUGCUCAGAGGCAGGGCUGUGUGGUGCUCAACUGUCCGGCCCUGCACCCAAAACCCGACCCUCCCACUCCUGAUAGCCUCACUCUGGGCCAACUCAGGACCAUUCUGUUGGCUGACCACAUGGGGGGACUGUUGAAAAGCCAAGGAUUUACAGUGUCCAUGUGCCCCCUGCUGCCUGAAGAUAGCACCAUCGUCAUUUUCCUCCGCACUUUGGGAAUCGACUGGCCAACGUUCCCGGCCAACUGGACCAAUGACGAGCGGGAGGAGAAAAUCCAGGAAGCGCUAGAAAAGUCGCCGUACCGAGAGAGGGAACUCGAGAGAGGCAGGAAGACAAGCGGUGGGCCAGGCAGGAAGAAGGCGGAUAAGGGCGAAAAUGAUGGCGCUGUGAGGAUAAACCUAAAACGAGUGUUCCAGGACGAGGGGCUGCUAGGAUACGAUCCCAGCCUUGGAACCUACACAGUCCACAGAGACAGCGUUUCCCAUCUGGCACAACUGGUCCUCGCCACAGCUGACAGCACUGUUGCCAUGGUAACCGCCUUGCACGUGACUUCCUGCCAGGAUGAGUUCCGCCAGCAACAGAUAGCGAUGCUCUGGAGAGCCAGUGGGGCGACACACAUACAGAGACAUCUGGUGUGUGGGCCUGUGAAAACUCCAGCUUCUCAACUCUCAUCUGCACAGUACUUGCAGCUUCGAAGAGGUCAAAUGAAGGAGGCCUCGGAGCUGAAGUAUGGAGAUCAAGUAGAAGGUCAGACAUGGGAUGACAUCAUCAGGGUUAUGACUUCAGCUACAAUCAGAUUUGAGCUUCUCUCCACAGUCCACACCAGUCCGGUCACUCUGGAUGUCCAGAGAGAAGGGGGCGUUUCCACCAAAGGGCCGAGAGGCGGCGUGUUUGUGAUGUACAACUGUGCCAGACUGCACACGCUCUUUGACAGCUACGACCGAGGAGUGGAGAAAGGUUUGUACCCAGAAAUCCCCGAUGGCUCAAAACUGGACUUCUCUGCCCUCAAAGAAGAGGGUGAGUGGCUCCUCCUCUUCAAUUACCUCAUUCCCUUUUCUGAACUGCUGGAGCAAUCAGGACAAGCGUUGGACUGUGAAGGGGGAGGGGCUCGAGUCAGUCUCAAAACGGAGCAGAUCUGUAAGUUUCUGGUGUCUCUCAGUAAAGACUUCAGCUCAUACUACAACAGAGUCCACGUCCUGGGGGAGCCGUUGCCUCAUCUCUUCAACCAGAUGUUCUGCCGUCUGUAUCUUUUGAGAGCCUUGCGGGAGCUCUACCACAGUGCUCUGGAAACCCUCAAUCUUCCCCCGAUUCGGCAACUAUAGCCGCCGUGGUGGGCACAUUUGUCAGCCGUCCCUGCCUGCCUGCCACUCAUCUAAGCUUGUAUUCCAUCAAGACACGUUAUUGCAGCCCUGCCCCCCACUUUUUUUUUUUUUUUAACCUUGAAAUCUCACCAAGAAUAAUGUCUUUCAAAUGUCACCUAAAAUUUAUUUUUAGACAAUUUUCACUUGUUUCAACCUAAUUCUUGACAGUAGAAAAAAUCUCAUAGUUUUUUUUUUUUUCUCCAUCAAGUAAAAAUGAUCUUGACAAAAGUUAGGAUUGUUUAAAGACUAACUUUUUUAGGUGACGAGUUUUAAAAGUGAUCAAAUCAUGUUUGGGACUUUUGACUAAUAAAGACAAAUAAUGUUGUUUUUGCAGCGUAAAGCUCAAAUGAGCAAGAUGCACUUGUGUGGCCACACUUUGGACUUGCUCCUGAAGCCUGAUGCCAAUACAUUGUGUGCCGCACUCAACACACGUUUUAGCUGUUUAAAUCUCUUUUUAAUGUCAUUCCAAAUGUCCACCCCUAAAUUGUAUUGUUUUGACCCUUCUUUCUCCCUGUGCCAAAUAUAUCAAGUAAAUAACCAUUUCAUUCUUAACUCAAGAAAAUCUGCUUUUUUAUAAGCCGUAUUCCUGAAUUCAUGUGAUUAUCUACCUUCUAUUUAUGAAUGCCAUAUAAAUAUUUAUUAGCACUAUAAAAUAAGGCGUGUACAGAAUGGCAACUCCGCAUAUGAUUUCGAUCAUUCUGGUCAGGCCAUUGAGAUAAUGCACGAAAUUGCAUGAACAUAUUGUAUAUGAAGAUGUUUCUUUUUAAAAAGGAUUAUUUAUAAAUGUUGGGAGGGGAAUAUUGUGAUUUAUUAUUGAUCUGUCAGUAUUACGUGAUCGUGUUGCCUUUUCACUUUGGGUCAAACGUGCCAUCCCUUGUUUUUAAAAAUGACACUGCAUCCAAACGUCACCCCUCACUGCAUGAAACCAAAUGUGGAUUGUCAGUACUUGUUUUUGAACAACAUUUUCCUGUUUACAUGACAGUGGGGGAUUGAGGGAAGGAAAUGACCCAAAUAUGCCUGUUUGCUCACUGAAAUUGUUGUUGGCCUCAACGACUAUGAUCAAAUGAUUAAAACAGGAGGAAUGAAGAACAAUGUUCUGUUGUUUAUUUUUAAUGGCGUCACGAGAUUUCUUCCUGUGUUUUGAAAUAUUGUCAUAUUUUUUUUGCCAUUAAAUUGCAGUCUUGUCCCCUGGUUGUUGACGUAGAACUGCAAUGUAACAGAUAGAACAUAAGAGGGCGACAUGUUUUCAAAUGCGCCAAAGCCUUGAACCAAAUGCCUUUCUCGCACUGUCCUAAUAUGAAGGCUCACUGGUGGUCUGGUGUCACAUGACUGGCUUUAAAUCAGGGAGUGUGAAUGGUUCUGUCUCUAUCCUGUAUGUUUUCUGUAAUGGACUAGCUCAAAGGUGUUUUGCCAUUGACCCAUAUUCAGCAGUCCGGUAUACAGUACUGUACUGACUGAUUCCCCAAGAGCUUCAGAAAAAUGUCCCAAAAUAGAUUUUUCAGUAUUCUUCUCUUUGGUCCAA
Syngnathoides biaculeatus (alligator pipefish) is the source of this 3729-nucleotide messenger RNA. It is a transcript of the gene dalrd3, whose product is annotated as DALR anticodon binding domain containing 3. Gene Ontology annotation, biological process: tRNA C3-cytosine methylation; arginyl-tRNA aminoacylation. The record is from RefSeq and is a predicted model, not a curated record. Bases 432 to 2168 code for a protein of 578 amino acids. The transcript is spliced from 13 exons. Gene Ontology annotation, molecular function: arginine-tRNA ligase activity; tRNA binding; ATP binding. NCBI's taxonomy places the organism in Eukaryota, Metazoa, Chordata, Actinopteri, Syngnathiformes, Syngnathidae.